Messenger RNA from Thlaspi arvense, 521 nucleotides. Lineage: Eukaryota; Viridiplantae; Streptophyta; Magnoliopsida; Brassicales; Brassicaceae. The record is from the annotation of a GenBank genome assembly.
ACUUUGCUAAUAUGUACUUUUGUAUCAUUUUAAAGAUUGUUGUUCACAAGGAUAGUCCUAGAGGGCCACAAUUGAGACGUGCUGGACCACGCCAAAAGGUGUAUUUCAAGCCAGCUGAUGUCCGUGCUUGUAUUGUCACAUGUGGUGGUCUAUGUCCGGGCCUUAAUACAGUAAUCAGGGAGAUCGUGUGUGGUCUUCACUUCAUGUAUGGUGUCACAGAAGUAAUUGGUGUGGAUUGUGGGUUUCGCGGAUUCUAUUUCAAAAAUAGUGUAAUACUAACACCCAAGGUUGUGAGUGACAUCUACAGGCGCGGGGGAACCAUACUAGGAACCUCCCGAGGUGGUCAUGAUACAUCAAAGAUCGUCGACAACAUACAUGACCGUGAAAUAAAUCAGGUUUACAUCAUUGGAGGUGAUGGCAUCCAAAAGAGAGCAUCUGCAAUAUAUAAGGAGAUUAUAUGUCGUGGAUUUAAAGUUGCAGUCGCAGGAAUACCAAAAACCAUUGAUAACGAUAUCCCAAUA